AGAGGGGUGUAGUGUAUGGAGGAGGAGAUGGAGCAGAAAGAAAUGCAUUUCAACCACUCCACCCCCCAAAUUUCACCUCUCAACCCCAAGCCUGGAUUUCCUGGUUACUAUGCACUCAUCCCGUUCGUACUACUCAUACUGAUUGGAUGUAUGGUGGCAGUGGUUGUGUAUAUUAGGAGGAAAUCAAGACUAAAUGAGCUACGCCACAGGUUGAUUCCUCUGUACAGCUACGACCCCGCAGAAGACCAAGACUGGAAGGACGCUGGCAGGGAGGAUGAGGAGGAAGAGCUGGCUGAGCCUUUGAUCAAGGAGGGCCGACAAAACCUCACAAGCUCUGGAUGCUUUUACAUACAGGAAGAUGGGAUCACAAAGACAGAACAGGACGUCCAUCAGUUGGGACAACACCGGUUCCUGACCGCCAUCUUGUUGGCUACGGCUCUGGUCCUCCCAGCUCUAACUCUGGACACCCUGCUAUGUUACUACUGUCCUCUGCAGCACAAAGGCAAGUCCUGCGCCAACACCACCAGCCAGUGUCUGCCUGAGCAGCGCUGCUCCAGCUCCCGAGGUCACUACGGCUCCAUCCACAUCCUGUCCGCUCAGGGCUGCGUGGACAGUGAGUUCUGUGGUUCCCACGAAAUCAUCUCUCAUUUGGGGGUCAAGUACAAUGUCAGCCACACCUGCUGCUGCAAAGACAAAUGUAACGGCACGCCAAAGUCUGACGCCGGCCUAAAGAAGCUGCUGGGGAUGACCAAGGACGAGUCAGAUUACACCAACAUCACUAAUGGUCUCAGAGAGGAGCCUUGGGAUUCAUGUGCAAAUUACACAUCAUUACGGACCGCCACAUUACCUGCCUCUGCAUAAAAGGAGUACUUGUAGGAGACCAGGGAAGGCCUGUUAGUCAUAGGUACUGACCUGUGUCUCCAAAAGAUAACUGACAUAAGUUGCGUCAAAUGUUGUUACUGUGAUGACUGGUGUUUGGCUUAAACGAGUGUGUAAAUGAUGAGCGUUUUGUGUGAUAACAUUUUUGCUCCAGAGAGAAAGAGGUGGUGCUAUGAGCCAUCCUCCUGGUAGAUUUCAAAGAAUAAAUGCUCCUUUUUAAAAAAGAGGAGAAACAAUGCUGACAUUAUCCGUGUGGUUACUGAUGAAGGCAGCACAAUAAAAGCAAUAAUGAUUAAACUCC
Xiphias gladius (swordfish) is the source of this 1180-nucleotide messenger RNA. RefSeq lists its product as uncharacterized. The transcript has 6 exons. NCBI's taxonomy places the organism in Eukaryota, Metazoa, Chordata, Actinopteri, Istiophoriformes, Xiphiidae. The record is from RefSeq and is a predicted model, not a curated record. Bases 16 to 861 code for a protein of 281 amino acids.